AUGCAGUCGAGUACGAUACAGCUCAGCGUGGCUGUAGAUCUGCUCAAAAAGACCAGAGAUGAUAUUGUCAGCUACAGAAAUACAUGUUUUGCUGAUGCACUAACUAUUGCUAAAGAAAUCUGUGAAGCGAUGAGCGUAGACACGGUGCUGAAACAGAAGAGACUAAGAACUAAAAAAUGUCACUUUAGCUAUGAGUGUGCAGACAAACCUGUCAGCGAUGUACUCAAGAGGAUGGAGACUACAUUUUUCAAUGUGGUAGUGGAUACUGUGAUUUCCUCUCUUAAUGAGAGGUUCAAGACCUUGGGCGAGGUGAAUGAAAAGUUCAAGGUAUUGUUGGGGUUCACCGACAUGUCUGACAAAGAUAUUGUCGAUCACUGCCAAAUCCUCAGCAACACGCUUACUCAUGGGGGAAACUCAGACAUUGAUGGAAGGGAACUGGCCAUGGAGCUGCAGUGUCUCCCAGAUUUGCCUUCCAAGAGAAUGACAAUGGAUUUUCUCACCUUCCUGCAUGAAAAGAAACUUACUGAAGUAUUCCCGAACUUGUGGGUAGCUCUGCGGAUCUGUGCAACUCUCCCUGUAACGGUGUCGGCAGCAGAGCGGAGCUUUUCCAAGUUAAAACUGAUAAAAACUUAUUUGCGAUCCACAAUGGCGCAGGAACAUCUUAAUGAGUUGGCCAUCAUCAGUGUGAACAUUGCAGUGUCUAGACUCUCUAGUUAUCGUAUGACGAUGUAA
Molecule: messenger RNA, 732 nt
Organism: Homarus americanus (American lobster)
Lineage: Eukaryota; Metazoa; Arthropoda; Malacostraca; Decapoda; Nephropidae
Exons: 1
Coding region: 1-732 (243 amino acids)
Molecular function (GO): protein dimerization activity
Source: RefSeq, a predicted model, not a curated record